AUGCACAACUGCAGCUCCCGCGGCAAUGGAGGUAGCAUUUCGGCCGUUAACUUCACUCAGAUCGGAGGGGUGGUGAAACUUGAGCGCAGCAGAGCUGAUUUGGGCGGCUCACUCUGGAGCCAAGACAUGACCUUGGUGAAUGGUAGCUUUCGUGUGCAGGGCUCCUUCAGCAAUGGCGGAGGGGGCGGUCUUACGGUGGAAGAGAAUUUGGAGCACCAUGGCGGGACUCUUGAACUCCGCGACUGCGUGGUACAACAUAGGCUGAACGCACAUGGAGGUUGUGUGAGGACCGAAAAAUAUGUGCAGACUGGCGGGGUCGCCUUGUUUCAGAAUUGCCGGGCCGUGGCCACCAGAAGAUUGGUGGGAGAGAGCCAGGGGGGUGCCAUUUUCACCGGUUCGUUCAUCCAAACAGGUGGCCUUGCCAUCUUUAAAGACAGCCGGGUGCAGAGUGUUCAGAAGAAGGGCGAUGGGGGAGGAAUCUUCGCGGAUCAACAGAUCAAGCAGCAUGGCGGGCGGCUCACUUUCCAGAAUUGCAGUGCACCAAGAGUAGGUGGUGCAGUAGCCGUGAAACAAUUCGAUGUGACGCAAAGGGAAUUUGUCUGGGUACAAUCUGAAGAUGCCGUUGCCUCCUUUGACGGAUGCAUUGCUGGGCGCUCGGGCGGUGCUGUUUAUUCCAGUGCCAAGAUGUCUCUCUUGGGAAGAAUGACCUUCCACAAUUCCAGUUCUGAUAGAAAGGGUGGCGCGUUGAGAGCCAUGAGGGGUCUCAGUGCCACCUCCCUGUCCUUUUCCCAGUGCUAUUCCGCGCAGCCCGGUGCGGCCUUGGCAGCCGGUGGAGACGUCGAAGUACAGGAGGCCACCUUCGAAGCAUGCAAUUCAGAGAUGUUGUCGGUUGUCAUGUAUGUGGAAGGCAACCUGACUGCUGGCCGCCUCAACAUCACCGGUGUAGCUAGUGAUCGGGCCUCUGACCAGCAUGUGGCGGUGGGUGGUGGGGCGUUGGUGGGAUCCUUGAAGUGCGCGCACGUGAGCAGCUGUGACAUCUCAGCCGUUCAAGAGGAUCCGAAACUUCAGGAGAUGGCUGUGGCACUGUGGGAUCUACAGAUGCAACAACAAGAGAACCAAGAGAACAAAGGGGACUUGAGCAAUCUUCUGAUCUUUUUUUCUGGAUAG
Molecule: messenger RNA, 1167 nt
Organism: Cladocopium goreaui
Lineage: Eukaryota; Dinophyceae; Suessiales; Symbiodiniaceae
Source: the annotation of a GenBank genome assembly